Messenger RNA from Camelina sativa (false flax), 636 nucleotides. RefSeq lists its product as uncharacterized. The record is from RefSeq and is a predicted model, not a curated record. NCBI's taxonomy places the organism in Eukaryota, Viridiplantae, Streptophyta, Magnoliopsida, Brassicales, Brassicaceae. Gene Ontology annotation, molecular function: ubiquitin protein ligase activity. Gene Ontology annotation, biological process: ubiquitin-dependent protein catabolic process. Gene Ontology annotation, cellular component: nucleus.
AUGAGAAUUGAACUGCAUCACCAUAUUAGACGCAAUCCUGAACCAGAAGGCGACGGCACAAUCACAAUCAAUGCAAAAGUCUUCGGUUAUAAUCCGACUUUUACGGCUUCGUCGUUUAUGGAAGAAUUCAUCCACGAAGAUGACGAGAAGUGUCAAAGCAAAGAAGAACUGAACUAUUUCUUGAUGGAAUCAGGAAUUAGCGACGAUGAUAUUUACGAUGCGAUAACAAAGCUAAUCUUCUAUGUUGACGAAGUUACUUCUUCCGCAAGUUAUAACUCUUCUCCGGAAUAUGAUUUGUUAGUGUCCUUGCUUCUUAUUCCUAACUCUCGCAGUGAAGAAGCGAUUCAGAUUGAAGAAGCGGUUCGAGUCUCGUUCCACGAAACCAACAAUUUCCCUUUGAGACCCGCAAGCAAGCUCGUGGUCAAGUCCUUACCCAGGAAAAUAUACGACAAGGUUAGUUCUACUGGCGAGACGACGUGCGCUAUUUGUUUGAAAGAGUUUAUUAACGGUGAAAGUAGAGUUAUGAAUUUACCUUGUGGUCAUGACUUUGACGAUGAGUGUCUCCUAACGUGGUUUGAGACCAAUCACACUUGUCCACUGUGCCGUUUCAAGUUGCCGUGUGAAGAUCAACAUUGA